This is a messenger RNA of Anopheles nili, 233 nucleotides long. RefSeq names its product cytochrome c oxidase assembly factor 4 homolog, mitochondrial. Bases 20 to 208 code for a protein of 62 amino acids. The transcript is spliced from 2 exons. The record is from RefSeq and is a predicted model, not a curated record. Gene Ontology annotation, biological process: mitochondrial respiratory chain complex IV assembly. NCBI's taxonomy places the organism in Eukaryota, Metazoa, Arthropoda, Insecta, Diptera, Culicidae. Gene Ontology annotation, cellular component: mitochondrial intermembrane space.
CAAAGUUCUUGAUUUUAACAUGUCCGAUGAAGUGGAUCCAGUGGAACAAAUGCUGAAACGAACCGGCUGUCUUAAUUUACAUCAUAAAGUGCAGGAGUGCAUAGCCGAAACCGGCGACUGGCGGCUCUGUCAGGACGUAGUAAAAGAUUUCAAGCUGUGCAUGCAAGAUUACACGGAAAAGCAGCGCACAAAGUAUAGCGACAAAUGAAAAUUUUACGUUCGUUACUUGCUGG